Molecule: messenger RNA, 7688 nt
Organism: Monodelphis domestica (gray short-tailed opossum)
Lineage: Eukaryota; Metazoa; Chordata; Mammalia; Didelphimorphia; Didelphidae
Gene: EP300
Product: EP300 lysine acetyltransferase
Biological process (GO): positive regulation of transcription by RNA polymerase II
Cellular component (GO): histone acetyltransferase complex; nucleus; transcription regulator complex
Molecular function (GO): protein binding; zinc ion binding; chromatin DNA binding
Source: RefSeq, a predicted model, not a curated record
GGAGCAGCGCCGGCCCCGCCACUAGGGGGGGAGCGUGCGUGAGCGUGAGCGUGCGUGGGAGCCGGAGUGAGUGUGCGUGAGUGUGCCCGCCCGCUCCGAGCCAGAGCCAGAGCCUGAGUCUUAGCCAGAGAAGAGCUGAGCCCGCAGCCGAGCGCAGCGCAGCGCCUCGCCGCCGAGCAGCUCGCAGCCAUGGCCGAGAACGUGGUGGAGCCCGGGCCGCCGUCCGCCAAGCGGCCCAAGCUCGCCUCCCCGGCCCUCUCGGUGGCCGCCAGCGACGGCACAGAUUUUGGAUCCUUAUUUGACUUAGAACAUGACUUACCAGAUGAAUUAAUCAACUCUUCUGAAUUGGGACUUAGCAAUGGUAGUGACAUUGGUCAGCUACAGACAAGCCUUAGCAUGGUACAAGAUGCUGCUUCUAAACAUAAACAGCUUUCUGAAUUGCUUCGGGCUGGCAGUUCACCGAAUCUCAACAUGGGAGUUGGUGGCCCUGGACAGGGCAUGGCUACUCAAGCCCAGCAGAACAGUCCUGGAAUGGGAAUAUUGAAUAGUAUGGUCAAAAGCCCCAUGGCACAGGCAAACUUGACUUCUCCUAACUUGGGAGUGGGUGCCAGCGGGCCAAAUCAAGGCCCUUCAGCACAGUCUGCAGCUGGUAUGAUCCCAGGCGUGAACAGUCCAGUAAACCAGCCUGGACUGGGGAUGAACACAGCGAUGAAUGCUGGCAUGAAUCCUGCCCUGUUAGCUACAGGCAACGGACAGGGGAUGAUGCCAAGCCAAGUCAUGAAUGGUUCCAUUGGAGCAGGCAGGGGGCGACCUAACAUGCCAUACCCAAACCAAGGCAUGGGCAGUGCUGGCAGUUUACUGGCUGAGCCGCUGCAACAAGGCUCUCCCCAGAUGGGAGGACAAACAGGAUUGAGGGGUCCACAGCCUGGAGGGGCUUUGAGCAAGAUGGGAAUAAUGAACAAUCCCAAUCCUUAUGGGCCACCAUAUAGUCAGAACUCUGCUCAACAGAUUGGAGCCGGUGGACUUGGACCCCAGAUGCAAAACAAGGCUGGAAUACCCAAUAGCUUGCCCCAGUUUUCAAUGGACAAAAAGCCAGUUCCUGGAGCAGGAAUGUCUAACAUGGGCCAGCAGCAGGCCCCUCAAGUUCAGCCACCUGGCAUGGUGCCCUCUGCACCCCAGGGGAUGGGUUCUGGACCCCCCACAGCUGAUCCUGAGAAGAGGAAGCUCAUUCAACAGCAACUUGUUCUUCUCUUGCAUGCCCACAAGUGUCAGCGGCGUGAGCAAGCCAACGGGGAAGUGCGCCAGUGUAACCUUCCCCACUGUCGCACAAUGAAGAAUGUCCUCAACCACAUGACACAUUGCCAGGCUGGCAAGUCCUGCCAGGUGGCACAUUGUGCUUCUUCAAGACAAAUCAUCUCACACUGGAAGAAUUGCACGAGGCAUGACUGUCCUGUGUGUUUGCCCCUCAAAAAUGCUGGGGAUAAAAGAAACCAACAAUCAAUAUUGACUGGCGCUUCAGUGGGUCUUGGAAAUGCUGGUUCUGUAGGGGUGGGUCAGCAAACUACCCCCAGCCUAAACCCUCCCAGUCAGAUUGAUCCCAGCUCCAUAGAGCGGGCGUACGCAGCUCUCGGCCUAACCUAUCAAGGAAACCAGAUGCAGACCCAGCCACAAGCUCCGGUGAAGAAUCAGCAGCCAGGGCAGCCAGCCCAGGGCAUGCGUCCCCUGAAUGCCAUGAGUGCCAGUCCUAUGGGUGUAAAUGGAGGUGUAGGGGUCCAACCAUCUAGUCUUCUCUCUGACACCAUGAUACAUUCAACCAUGAAUUCUCAAAACCCAAUGAUAAAUGAAAGUGCCGGUGUUGCCAACCUGGGGGCUUUGCCAGCAGCAACCCCGCCAGCUAGUGCUGGAAUUCGGAAACAGUGGCACGAAGAUAUUACUCAGGAUCUCCGUAAUCAUCUUGUCCAUAAACUUGUCCAAGCCAUAUUCCCGACUCCAGAUCCUGCUGCGCUAAAAGAUAGAAGGAUGGAGAACCUGGUUGCCUAUGCGCGGAAAGUGGAGGGGGAUAUGUAUGAGUCUGCAAACAGUCGAGCUGAGUACUACCACCUCCUGGCUGAGAAGAUCUAUAAAAUCCAGAAAGAACUCGAAGAGAAGCGGCGAACCAGGCUCCAGAAACAGAACCUGAUGCCGACUGGGCCAGGCCUGGCUCCACCUUCAAUGGGCCAGGGGCCCAGCCUGGGUCCCCCGCCGCCCACAAUGGCUGCCAAUGGUCCUUUGCCAGACCCAGCCAUGAUCCGUGCCAAUGUACCAAACCAGAUGAUGACUCGCAUGCCUCCACAAGCAGGAAUGAAUCAGUUUGGCCAGAUGAACAUGCAGCUGCCAUCCAUGGGACCCAGGCAGACACCUCCUCUUCAGCACCCUGGACAGCUAGCCCAGUCUGGGCCCAUGAACCAGUCUCUUGCCUUUGCUUCUCGGAUGCAACAACCAGGGGUUGGCCAGCCUUCUAGCCAGAACCAAUUCCUUCAACAGAAUCAGUUUUCUGCUCCCUCCCAAGGACUGAAUGCCGCGAACAUGCCCAUGGCACAGCCCAGCAGUCAGGCACCAGUGUCUCAAGCUCAGAUGUCCAGCUCUUCCUGUCCUGUGAAUUCUCCUGUAAUGCCUCCAGGUUCUCAGGGCAACCACAUUCACUGCCCCCCUCUCCCUCAACCUUCACUGCAUCGAAAUUCACCUUCUCCAGUCCCCAGCCGGACUCCUACACCGCAUCACACACCCCCCAGCAUGGGAUCCCAGCAGCCUCCAGCUCCAGUAGCUUCUGUGCCUGCUCCAACACCCCCAGCACUGCCCUCUGGACCACCCCCCCCAGCUCUUCAUCCUGCUCCAAGACAGACUCCAACACCACCUCAGGCACAGAUUCCUCCCCAAGUCCAGCCUCCGCUUCCUGCUGUCCCUUCAGUUGAAGCACCCCAGCAGCAGCCCCUCUCCCAGCAGAGUACCACAGCCUCUGUGCCCACCCCGACGGCCCCACUGCCACCUCAGCAGCCUUCGACUCCCCUUUCCCAGCCUGCUGUCAGCAUUGAAGGACAGGUGUCGAAUCCUCCAUCAACAAGUAGCAUGGAAGUGAAUUCCCAGACUGCCCCUGAGCAGCAGCCCUCCCAGGACAUUAAAAUUGUCCCUAAAAUGGAGGAGGAUCCAUCAGAAUCAGGAGAGGCCCAGUCAGAGGAGAACAAGCCUGAGGUUAAAGCAGCAGCAGCAGCAGCAGAAGAUUGUAAGAUAGAACCUAUGAACACAGAAGAAAAGCCAAGAGAAAUAAAGACAGAAGCUAAAGAGGAGGAAGACCAGCCAAGCACUCCGGCCACUCAGUCCUCCCCAGCUCCAGGACAGUCGAAGAAAAAAAUUUUCAAGCCAGAAGAAUUACGCCAGGCACUUAUGCCAACAUUGGAGGCCCUUUACCGUCAAGAUCCAGAAUCCCUUCCCUUCCGGCAGCCUGUUGACCCACAGCUUUUGGGGAUCCCGGAUUAUUUUGAUAUAGUGAAGUGUCCCAUGGAUCUUUCUACGAUUAAGAGGAAAUUAGACACUGGACAAUACCAAGAGCCUUGGCAGUAUGUGGACGACAUAUGGCUCAUGUUCAACAAUGCCUGGCUCUAUAACCGGAAGACGUCCCGUGUAUACAAGUACUGCUCCAAGCUGGCCGAGGUGUUUGAGCAGGAGAUUGACCCCGUCAUGCAGAGCCUGGGAUAUUGCUGUGGCAGAAAGUUGGAAUUCUCGCCCCAAACCCUUUGUUGCUAUGGCAAACAGUUAUGCACCAUUCCUCGAGAUGCCACUUACUACAGUUACCAAAACAGGUAUCAUUUCUGUGAGAAGUGUUUCAACGAAAUCCAGGGGGAGAGCGUUUCUCUGGGGGAUGAUCCAUCCCAACCUCAAACUACAAUAAAUAAGGAACAGUUUUCCAAAAGAAAGAAUGAUACACUGGAUCCUGAAUUGUUUGUUGAAUGUAUAGAAUGUGGACGGAAGAUGCAUCAGAUCUGUGUGCUUCACAAUGAAGUCAUCUGGCCCUCUGGGUUUGUCUGUGAUGGCUGUCUGAAGAAAACUGGACGAACGCGGAAAGAAAACAAGUUCUCCGCUAAAAGGCUGCCCUCUACCAGGCUCGGUACCUUCCUAGAAAACCGAGUAAAUGACUUUCUGAGACGGCAGAAUCACCCCGAGUCCGGAGAGGUCACAGUUCGGGUUGUUCAUGCUUCAGACAAAACUGUCGAAGUGAAACCAGGCAUGAAAGCAAGAUUUGUGGAUAGUGGCGAGAUGGCCGAAUCCUUCCCAUACCGAACAAAAGCCCUCUUUGCCUUUGAGGAAAUUGAUGGUGUUGACUUGUGCUUCUUUGGCAUGCAUGUUCAAGAGUAUGGCUCCGACUGUCCCCCGCCGAAUCAGAGGAGAGUAUAUAUAUCUUACCUCGACAGUGUUCAUUUUUUCCGUCCCAAAUGCUUCAGGACUGCAGUCUAUCAUGAAAUCUUAAUUGGCUACUUAGAAUAUGUCAAGAAAUUAGGGUACACCACUGGGCAUAUCUGGGCUUGUCCCCCGAGUGAAGGAGAUGACUAUAUCUUUCACUGCCACCCUCCCGAUCAGAAGAUCCCAAAGCCCAAGCGAUUGCAGGAAUGGUACAAAAAGAUGCUGGACAAGUCUGUGUCAGAACGCAUCGUCCACGAUUACAAGGAUAUUUUUAAACAAGCCACAGAAGAUCGGUUAACAAGUGCGAAGGAGCUCCCUUACUUUGAAGGCGAUUUCUGGCCUAAUGUGCUGGAGGAGAGCAUUAAGGAGCUGGAGCAGGAAGAAGAAGAGAGAAAAAGGGAAGAGAACACCAGCAACGAGAGCACAGAUGUGACCAAGGGAGACAGCAAGAACGCCAAAAAGAAAAAUAACAAGAAAACGAGCAAAAACAAGAGCAGCCUGAGCCGGGGGAACAAGAAGAAGCCGGGCAUGCCCAACGUCUCCAAUGACCUGUCCCAGAAGCUCUACGCCACCAUGGAGAAGCACAAAGAGGUCUUCUUCGUGAUCCGCCUCAUCGCCGGCCCCGCUGCCAACUCGCUGCCGCCCAUCGCGGAGCCCGACCCGCUCAUCCCCUGCGACCUGAUGGACGGCCGCGACGCCUUUCUCACGCUGGCCAGGGACAAACACCUGGAGUUCUCGUCCCUGCGCAGGGCGCAGUGGUCCACCAUGUGCAUGCUGGUGGAGCUGCACACCCAAAGCCAAGACCGCUUUGUCUACACCUGCAACGAGUGCAAGCACCAUGUGGAGACCAGGUGGCACUGCACGGUGUGCGAGGACUACGACCUGUGCAUCACGUGCUACAACACUAAGAACCACGACCACAAGAUGGAGAAGCUGGGCCUGGGCCUGGACGACGAGAGCAACAACCAGCAGGCCGCGGCCACGCAGAGCCCCGGCGACUCGCGGCGCCUGAGCAUCCAGCGCUGCAUCCAGUCCCUGGUGCACGCCUGCCAGUGCCGCAACGCCAACUGCUCGCUGCCCUCGUGCCAGAAGAUGAAGCGCGUCGUCCAGCACACCAAGGGCUGCAAGCGCAAGACCAACGGCGGCUGCCCCAUCUGCAAGCAGCUCAUCGCGCUGUGCUGCUACCACGCCAAGCACUGCCAGGAGAACAAGUGCCCGGUGCCCUUCUGCCUCAACAUCAAGCACAAGCUCCGGCAGCAGCAGCUGCAGCACCGCCUGCAGCAGGCCCAGAUGCUGCGCCGCCGGAUGGCCAGCAUGCAGCGGACCGGCGUGGUGGGCCAGCAGCAGGGCCUCCCCUCCCCCACCCCGGCCACGCCCACCACGCCCACGGGCCAGCAGCCUCCCACCCCGCAGACCCCCCAGCCCCCGCCCCCGCCCCAGCCCGCCCCGCAGCCCCAGCCCGCCCCCCCCAACAGCAUGCCGCCGUACGGACUGCCCCGGGCCCAGCCGCCCGGCGCCGCGUCCCAGGGCAAAGCGGGCGGCCAGGUGACGCCUCCCACCCCGCCUCAGCCCUCCCAGCCCCCCGUGCAGGGACCCCCGCCGGCCGCGGUGGAGAUGGCCAUGCAGAUCCAGAGGGCGGCCGAGACCCAGCGCCAGAUGGCCCACGUUCAGAUCUUCCAGCGGCCCAUCCAGCACCAGAUGCCUCAGAUGACCCAGAUGGCUCCCAUGGGCAUGAACCCGCCCCCGAUGGCCCGGGGGCCCGGCGGCCACCUGGACCAAGCCCUGGGCCCGGCGGGCCUCCAGCAGCAGCCCCCGUGGGCCCCCGGCGGCCUGUCGCAGCCCCAGCAGUUCCAGGGCGGCAUGCAGCGGCCCGCCAUGAUGUCGGGGGGCCAGGCCGGCCAGCCCAUGAACAUGGCCCCCCAGCCGGGCCUGGGCCAGGUGCCCGCCGUGGGGCAGCCCAAGCAGGGCUCCCUGCCGCAGGCGGCCCUGCAGAACCUCCUGCGGACUCUGCGCUCGCCCAGCUCGCCCAUGCAGCAGCAGCAGGUGCUCAACAUCCUCCACGCCAACCCCCAGCUGCUGGCCGCCUUCAUCAAGCAGCGGGCGGCCAAGUACGUGACCCAGAACCCCCAGGGCCUGGCGCAGGGCCAGUCCGGGCUGCAGCCGCAGCCGGCCAUGGCGGGCCAGCAGGCCGUGCACCCCGGCGCAGCCAUGCAGACCAUGAACCCCAUGGCGGCCGGCGUGCCGCGGGCCGGCCUGCCCCCUCCCCAGCCCCCGCCGCAGCCGCCGCCGCCGGCCCUGGGCGGCGUGAGCCCGCAGGCGCCGCAGAUGAACAUGGGCCACGGCGGCAUGUCGGUGCAGUUCCGGGAGCUCCUCAUGCGGAGGCAGCAGCAGCAGCAGCAGCAGCUGCUCGACCAGCAACGCCAGCAGCAGCAGCAGCAGCAGCAGCAGCAGCAGCAGCAGGGGGUGGGCCCCGCCAUGGGCGGCCACGGCCAGUUCCCGCAGCCGCAGGGGCUGGGCUACCCCCCGCAGCAGCCGCCGCCGCAGCAGCGCAUGCAGCACCACCUGCAGCAGAUGCCGCCGGGCGCCCUGGGACAGAUGGGCCAGCUCCCGCAGGGCCUGGGCGCCGAGCCGGGCGCCAGCCUGCAGCAGGCCUACCAGCAGCGGCUGCUCCAGCAGCAGAUGGGCUCCCCGGCCCCGCCGAACCCCAUGAGCCCCCAGCAGCACAUGCUCCCGAGCCAGGCCCAGUCCCCCCACCUCCAGGGCCAGCAGAUCCCCCCGUCGCUCACCAGCCAAGUGCGCUCCCCCCAGCCCGUCCCCUCGCCCCGGCCCCAGUCCCAGCCGCCCCACUCCAGCCCUUCGCCCCGGAUGCAGCCGCAGCCUUCCCCGCACCACGUCUCCCCGCAGACCAGCUCGCCGCACCCGGGACUGGUGGCCGCCCAGGCGAGUGCCCUGGAGCAGGGGCACUUUGCCGGCCCGGACCAGAGUGCCAUGCUCUCCCAGCUCGCCGGCAACCCCGGCAUGGCCGGCCUCCACGGGGCGGGCGCCACGGACCUGGGGCUGAGCGCCGAGAACUCAGACUUGAAUUCCGCCCUUUCACAGAGUACACUAGACAUACACUAGAAAUACCUUGUAGCAUUUUGGGAGCAAAAACAACUUAUUUUCUCUUAAGACUUUUUGUACUGAAGACGACAUUUUUUGGAAUCUUUCUUAGCCUAAAAGACAUUUUCCCUGGAACACAUCCGGACUGUGCAGCA